AGCGUGAUCAGGAUUACAGUAAAACAGUUUGUUUUUGGGAUCUUCGACAAAGGUAUAUGACAUUAAAAUGACACUCAGCUCUGACAAUUAGCUGUUUUUUUGUCCCUCUUUUUCAGAUUUUAUGGCAAUGCGUGUUGUGAUUAAUAAGCAAAUUCUUCAUAAAUGUAUUGUUGGGAGAUUAUUAGCUUAUCUAAAAUAAUUAACUUCAUCAAAUCAUUAAAUUUAGUCCAUUGGGAUUGUGAAGGAAAAACGGUAAACAUAUGAGGACCACAUAACUCACCAUAAUUUGUACAAGCGUUGUGACUGAGCAGUGGUUUUCAGAUCAGGGGUAAGUGGUGUGUCUAGUUGCUAGGUAACAGUUAAUGUAGACCAAAAAUGGCUGUCUCAUUUGUGUCUUUGAUGGACUAGAUGUUACAUUGUAGGGUUUAAAAGCCAAGGGUUGUUGUUUUGUUGGUGUUCAAUUUAUGUCAUGCAAAUCAAAAUGAUAAUAGAGGCAUUCCAGUAUUAGUUGCUAACAUGUGUGCUGCUGUUUGUGACACUUUGUUUGCACUCGGACUACACAUGGAGGUGUAGAUUUCAUGUCUACAUUUUGGGUUGGUUUGUUUGAGAAAAAGAAAAUAAAUGAGGAGGUACAGAUUUAAUUUUGCAAUGUCACCUGACGCAAUGUAUUUGACAGCAUAAUGUGAAAAGUGAUAUGACAAACUGAAUGAUAAAGAAAUAACCCAAAUGUCUGAUGGAUCCUGUUGUGUUGGGAAAUAGAUGUCGCUUAUCCCUGUCCUGCUGCUGGAUAACAGAGAGAGGGAGCAGGAUAAGCCAGAAGGGUCAUAGGAUAAGAGGUCUUCUCUGUUACCACAAAUCCCAGAUUACAUCCAAAUGGGACAAUGCCAUGGCUGGACACCGAUCUGUCAUGAAGACCGGCCCACACACACUCACAGAGGAGUCAUCCAGCGUUCGGCCUCAACCAGCUGAGAGGACAACAAAGCGGAUGGCAUCUCUCAAAAGUGUGUGCACUCUGUCUAAAAGAAACCGCUGGGUUGACAGAGGGAACAUGCUUUCAAAAGCCCUCUGUUGUUCCCUCCAGAGCAGAUACUUCUUAAAUGAGGAACAGAGUUUUGCUCGGCGAUGCAAUGGGCUCAAACGGCCUUUGCCUGCUUCAGACAGGCGAAACAAAAAGACGGGGGAGACAGACGAGAAGCAACAUCCGAAAGGAGGGCCAAAGAAGAGAGAGAUUACAGUCUCCAUGUUCCAGCUGCCCAUCUUGAAUUUCAGCCCCCAGCAGGUCGCGGGGGUCUGCGAGACUCUCGAGGAGAGCGGCGACGUGGAGAGGCUCGGCCGCUUCCUCUGGUCACUCCCGGUGGCGCCGUCCGCCUGCGAAGUCCUCGGGAAGAACGAGUCUGUCCUGCGCGCGCGCGCGGUCGUGGCCUUUCACGCGGGCAACUUUCGCGAGCUCUACCACAUACUGGAGAACCACAAAUUCACAAAGGACUCACACGCGAAGCUGCAGGCGCUCUGGCUCGAGGCGCAUUACCAGGAGGCGGAGAAACUCCGUGGGCGUCCGUUAGGACCCGUGGACAAGUACCGCGUCCGAAAGAAGUUUCCACUGCCUCGGACGAUAUGGGACGGUGAACAAAAAACACACUGCUUUAAGGAGAGGACGCGUCAUCUGUUGAGAGAGUGGUACCUGCAGGACCCUUACCCGAACCCGAGCAAAAAAAGAGAGCUGGCGCAGGCGACUGGACUCACACCCACACAAGUGGGCAACUGGUUUAAAAACCGAAGGCAGAGAGACCGGGCGGCAGCGGCCAAGAACAGGCUACAGCAGCAGGUUUUGUCCGGUGGCUCGGUCCGAUCGCUGGGAGACGAUGACACCACAGUAGACCGCCUGGGUCCCGCCUCAAGCCCAGAAGUCAGUCUCUCAAGCAAGGCGGCCAUCUCCACCAUCUCCAUCACCUCCAGCGACAGUGAAUGUGACAUCUAACGUGACAGGCUUCAAAAGAGCAAACAGAAGAACUGUAAGAGACAAUCUAACAACUACAAAAAUUCAGUGCCUGCAACCGGCCCAAAGAGAGGCUAAAAUGAAGGAUGGAAAAAUAGCGUCACACAACUUCAUUUUUCAACCGUUGAUGUGAUGAAUAAAAUGCGCGGUAGGCCUACUUCUCAAGAAGACAGGUAAAAAGGGAGUUUUUGAAAGACAAAAAAAGAAAAAAAAAAGAAAAAAGAAUGUUCAAUAUCGGACGGUCAAACCUAUAGGCUAUGUGUGCGUACAUUAUCAUGAAAAGACUGAAUAAUGUUUUAAUGUCCACUUGUCCUUUUUAAUAUAUAAAUGAUGUUUAUUUGAUUAUUUAAAAUAUCAUCAGCCCCUAGUCCUUUUAUUUGUGUGCUUUUUUUAAAUCAUUUUUGCUGUGCGUAAUUCUGAGCGUUGUGAAUGUGGAAAAAAAUAACAUGAUUAAAAAAAAUAAAAUCACAGUUGAAAUAAGUACUUCGCAAUUUACCACACUUAUUUUUUACGACACUUACUCCCGUGUGUUCAGUUACAUAAUUAAUCAAAUUGAACCAUGUAGCAAAAAUGUGUUAUUUCAUGUUUAUUUUUAAUAUGACCAUGUGUCAACCCGAAACUAACAAUAUGCAGUUUAAAAUGUGAAUGUCACAUGCUGCAGAACAGAUUUGGAACAGAUGGGGAUCAAAUAUGUUGCAUGUUUUAAUGCCUCUCUGCGAGCUCAAUCUCUCUCACACUCGAGCGGUAAUUGGCUAAAACGCUUGUCGUGGUGUAAUGCGCUCUGACAGCACAGGGUCAGAGAAAGGCCGCGACGCUCUCCCCGAUGUCAACACAACCGAGCUGUGAUCUGCAGUUUAAAUAUAACCUAUAUGGCCCAAGCAAGCUUCAUACAAAUCAUUUAUCAAAGGAGUUUGGCACUGCUGCGAAUUGCUGGAAAUGUAUUAAUUGAAUGUGAUUUAGUAGCCUAAUAUUUCUAAUAACUGUAUCUUUCUUUAAAUAUGCGUCUUGGUGGCAUUGUUCGGAUGUAGCCUACAUUUUCUUUAAAUCUAUAGGUUAAUUCUUCGUUAAUUCAUCAAAAUAAAUUAAACAAUCAACUUUUAGCUUAUCAACUUUUAUUUAUAAGUUAUACAAGAUUCAACUAAUUUUAAGUCAGUUGAAAUUACUUAAAUAUCUAAGUUUAUUGUAUGCUAGCUACUUAAAAAAAUUAAGGCAUCAACUUAGAAAAAUAAUGAUUUUUAAAAACUUAUCAAAUUUUCAAAAAGAAUGGUUUGUCUUUGUCAAGUGCCAGAACUUAGCUAUACAAAAAAGGAAAAUGAUGAAACGUUUAUUAGCCUAUUAGUAUUUUUGGCCUAUAUCCUUCCAAAUGAUUCAUAUUUAGAUGAUAACAGUUUAGAUGAAAAAUAACUGUGUAUUUGAUUUUAUUUUAAAAGCACUACGGCUCUGUUUUUAGUGCUAAAAUAUGCUGAAGAUGUUUAUGUCGUAGGCCAAUUGAGUGAAUGAGUGCCCGCAAAAACACAGCGCCUCUGUUUCCCAACUGCCUGAAGGGUUCACGGCGCGCACCUGGGUUUAACCCGCGCCAUUCAUUAACGCUCCCAAUAAAAAGCACAAGCUGUAUUUUUCAAUCCUCUUUCAGUCUGAACAACGGCGGGGCCAAACCAAGUGUUCCUUCCGAGAAAAAGGACAAAAUAGGAGCCAAAGCAAGGGAGGGGAAAGGAGCACGGCUUUAUUUAAACACUGGAUACAAAAUGGUGGAGAAUUUCCGUUUCUUUUGAGUAUGGGGAGUGCAGGGUGGGACGAUGAAAAAGUCUUUUUUAGCAGUCAAUAAGGUUGUCAAAUUGGUCAACGGUAAUCAGCACUAAUGACGAGUUGGAGAGGGCCGAGCUAACAAAGAAGCCCACCCCCCUCCCCAAACACCCCCGCCCCCAAACCUCAGCAUGAAAACUCUCCGCCGGGGUUGCCAGAGGAACAGAAAUCCAAACUUUUUUCAUUUGUGUGAGUGUGUGACGUUCUGGGACGUUUAAUUGAUGAGUUCACUGUCAAGAAGUCUAUCUAAGUAGCUUAUCUAAUCUGAUAAUAACAAUAAUAAUAUAGGCUACUCAAUGAACCUUUUUUUUAUCAAUUUCGAUUGAUCAUUGAAAAAAACAAAAACAAACAAACAAACAAACAAAUAGAAAUGUAAGUUAUUUACGUUUCCAUAGUAGCCUAGUUGUCAUUCUGGAAGUGAAAUGAAAAAAAUAAAUAAAAAAAAAUAAGAUUUUUUUUUUUUUUUUAAAUAACACUAAUGUAGAAAGUUGUGUAGCUACAUACAGCCUACAUGUGUUGGUGGCAAUUUAAAAUGUACAAGUGUUGUAAAUUCCUCUUAGUGAACUUUUUUUGCUAUAUAAUUGUCAGUUGUUUGUGUAAAACUACACUUUAUUGUUUCAGUGUCUGCAAAAUUAUACUUUUUUGAACGUUGCCUUUUGUCCUUCAAUCAAAUAGCAAAUAUCCAAUUCAUUUGUCCAAACAACUGAAAACAAGCCUCUUUUUGGACAUAACUGGCUAGAUAAUGUAGGCUAUCCUAUUUGCUCAAAAAAUAAAGCGUAAAAAUAUAAAGCAAACAGCUAUUUUCUAACCGUUAACAUUGGAAAUGUGGUUCUAUAGCCAGUAGCCUGGAAAAACCCAGGCAACUUCCGACAAAUUUAGAUUUUCUCUGCAAAUCUGGCAAAGAGCUCAUUCAAUCCCAUUUCUAAUACGACGAAAGCGCGGCACCAAUCAGAAACGUUGGGGCGGGAUUUAAACGAUGAUGACAGCACAGCAACGGGGUGUGACGAUGGGUGUGAGUUGACAAUUUCAGACAGUACCGGGCAUCCUCUCAUUCACUUCACGUCUGUGGCCGUUACGCACAGCUCAGUGUUGCCGCUCCAAUUUAGGCUACCUUCAAUUAAACCUAACCUUAGUGUAAUUGACAUAAUUACUAAAAAAUAUUUAGCUACCUAAAAGUUAAAGAUUUUUUUGUGUCACACAUCCAUAUCUAUUUCCCUCACAUUAAAUAUAAAACGCAUGUGUACCUUUUCCAAUAUCUGGACUCCUUUAUUAAUGGAGUAGUAGGCCUAUAUAAACAAUAUAUUUCAAUAUAUUGGUAUAAAGGCAUUUUGAUGAGAAUUUAUAUUUCAAGUUUUUACUGCAAAUGUCGAAAUGUGCGCUCUUUGGUCCAUCAGUGCUUGAGUCACCAUUUAUUGGAAAACAUUUGGAAUAUGUCAGACAUAAUUCAAUGUAAAAUGACCACGUAUUAUCUUUUGUUUUAAGUGAGUUUUGUUUUGUAUAAAUUGUAUUUUCAUUUUAAUCAAUUUUUUCAUCAACAAAAAGAAUAUAGUUGAUAUAAUUAGGAAAUGGAGGCGCCCGCGCGUGAACUGGAGCAUCGCAUAGCUAAAUCAACCCCAUGACACUAAAACACCAUUAGCAAAACCAUGUUAGAUGCAAAAUAUUUUUGCAUCUAACAAAAGCAUUUGCAAAAGCAAUUGAAAAACCAUGCAAAAUAUUUUUUUCACAAACAUUUUUUAUCAUAGAGAAUGUUUAAAUAUUAAAUUAAGCUUAGAGGGAAAUGGAUGUGGAGUUAGUGGUUAGUGGAGAUCAAAAAUGACACUUAAGGUGCGCAAGACCGGUAAGACUAGACUGACCAAUGGCCCUGUUUUACCAGGACAUGUCCUGUUUUCAUGUCCAGCUCUAAAAAAGAUCAGCUCUACAAAAAAAUAUAGAUGGGCAAACAAGGAGUUAGAGGAAGAAAAACAAGAUAAAG
Pimephales promelas (fathead minnow) is the source of this 5771-nucleotide messenger RNA. RefSeq names its product SIX homeobox 6a (gene six6a). Gene Ontology annotation, molecular function: RNA polymerase II cis-regulatory region sequence-specific DNA binding; DNA-binding transcription factor activity, RNA polymerase II-specific. Gene Ontology annotation, biological process: eye development; regulation of transcription by RNA polymerase II. Gene Ontology annotation, cellular component: nucleus; transcription regulator complex. NCBI's taxonomy places the organism in Eukaryota, Metazoa, Chordata, Actinopteri, Cypriniformes, Leuciscidae. The record is from RefSeq and is a predicted model, not a curated record.